UAAGAAACAUUUAAACACAAUUCUUUUUUCUACCAAUUAACUGCGACCUUUUCCAUUUUAUCUUUUGUCUUUUAAAUAGAAGAUUUUUUUACUUGUUUCAGUGCCUGCAUAAUACUAAUAGCUAAAACUAAAACGUUAUAUUGUGAUGGCAUACGUCAUAAAAUUUAAAAACGCGCGAAUUUCCGUAAAGUAAAGGCAUAAAGGAACUAGUUUUCUUGAAUUAUUCAAACACAUUGCUGAAAUUAAUCAUUGAAAAAUACUGAUUUGGGCUAUAAGAACAGUUUGUACAAAUAAGUGAAAAAUUUUAUGAUGACUACCAACGUUGCGAGUCCUAGUCCUAACAAAGGAGAAAGAAAUCUUGCUGGUGAAGCUGUAAAUUACCUUUUCCAAGGUAAAAGGCACCUCCUUGUACAAGAUUAUCCAUCAGCUGUCUCUAGCUUUCAAGAGUCAUGCAAGUUGUUUGCAGAAAAAUAUGGAGAAACAGCCAAUGAAUGUGGAGAGGCAUAUUUUUUCUAUGGAAAAGCUCUUUUGGAAUUAGCAAGACUUGAAAUGGGUGUCCUAGGGAAUGCACUUCAAGGGGUUGCAAGUGAAGAAGAAGAUGACGAAUCAGAAGAUGAUCAAGUUGAAAAUCCAGAGAGUGUAACUGAAGAGGAAGAAGAAAAUUCUCAAGAUGAAGAGGCAGAAGAGGAAGAUUUGGAAGAAGAUGAACAGAAGAGUAAGAUAACAGAAAAAGAAGAUAGUGCAGAAAAAACUGAGGAGGAAGGAGGAAGUGGGAUAUCAGAGGACCCACAACCUGGUACCUCAUCGGGGGAAGGAUCUAAAGACAAAGAUGAGGAAGAAGAUGAAAUCUCUAAUCUACAGUUAGCAUGGGAAUUUCUUGAAUUGGCAAAGCUCAUCUUCAAAAGACAAGCUGAGGGUGGUGACCCCUUAAUUCAAUUGAAGACAGCAGAAAUAAUGCUUAAGCUUGGUGAAGUCAGCAUAGAGUCAGAAAAUUAUCGUCAGGCUUUAGAUGAUCUGAAUGAUUGUUUAAAGCUGAGGAAAAAUUUGCUUCAACCUGAUGAUAGAAACUUGGCUGAUACCUUUUACCAACUUGGACUAGCCUAUUCAUUUGAUAAUCAAUUUGACACUGCUGUUGAACACUUUGAGAAAGCUAUUCAGGUGAUAGAAGACAGAAUAAUAAACUUACAAAAAUUAUUGAAGGAGAAACCAGAAAGUAACCAGGUGGAUUUUGAAUGUGGUAUUGAGAAAGAACUAGAAGAAUUAAAAAACAUUAUUCCAGAUAUCAAAAGUAAGAUUGAAGAUACAGCAGACAUGAAAAGAAAUGCUGAGGAGGUCGUAAGAGAAGCUGCUGCUGAAAGACUUCGAGCAGCACAACAGGAGUUAACUUUACUGAAUGCAGCUGGUGACAGUAGUUCACAGAGUACUUCUCCUACAAAAGCAACUACAAACAUUACCCACUUAGUCAAGAGAAAGAGAAAAGCAGAAGAUGAAAAACCGUGUGAUCUUCAAGCAAAGAAAUCUCAUACAAACAUUGAAAGUAAAUCAGCUCUGAAUGGUGAUAAAAAUUAUGAAGUACAAAGUAAAAUGGAUGACACUGAGAAACCUAUUGAGCAGCCAGCAGAGAGAGCCACAAGUAAUCAAGCAGUGGUUUGAUAGGAAGAAGUUAAUUUCCCAUCAUUGUUAUAAAGAAAUUAUAUACAAUUGUUUACUCCAUGUAUAUAUAUUAAAAAAAAAAGUGUCCAUGUGGGUUUUGUGAGAACAAGAUGUUUUCAAAUACAUCAUAAUUUUUUUAAAUGUUGACAUUGUCCAUUUAUAGUGUGCAAGUUUUGAGGGUGGUUGUUCUUUUUUUUUACAUGUUCUGUGUAUUCAAUAUUCGUUUUCUUUAAUAUAGACAAAAAAAUUUUCUUGUAUUU
Messenger RNA from Limulus polyphemus (Atlantic horseshoe crab), 1913 nucleotides. Its product is annotated as protein HGV2-like. The record is from RefSeq and is a predicted model, not a curated record. Gene Ontology annotation, cellular component: nucleoplasm. Lineage: Eukaryota; Metazoa; Arthropoda; Merostomata; Xiphosura; Limulidae. The transcript has 11 exons. Gene Ontology annotation, biological process: DNA replication-dependent chromatin assembly; CENP-A containing chromatin assembly. Bases 307 to 1653 code for a protein of 448 amino acids. Gene Ontology annotation, molecular function: histone binding.